This is a messenger RNA of Acaromyces ingoldii, 1621 nucleotides long. RefSeq names its product beta-lactamase/transpeptidase-like protein. The record is from RefSeq and is a predicted model, not a curated record. NCBI's taxonomy places the organism in Eukaryota, Fungi, Basidiomycota, Exobasidiomycetes, Exobasidiales, Cryptobasidiaceae. The transcript has a single exon. Bases 168 to 1541 code for a protein of 457 amino acids.
CGCGCUAAGCAUCUCCCUGCACCUCGGGGGCACUUUCGAGGCCGAUUGAACCUAGCAGCAAUGGUUACCGAUCGGCCCCGAGCCCCACAAUCGCACCAGUCCAUCAGGUCGGCCCCCGUUGAUCCCCUCAUCAUCCACGACCAUUUCCCCUCUUUGAUCGCAUCAGAAUGCACUGCGUACGGCCACCGCGAGCAUCUGCGCUCUUGGUUAUCUUCUUCCUUUGCCUUGGCCUCGGAGCGCACCUUUGCGCGUCAGGCCCACUGUCUCGCCGUGCACCACGGCAGUGCGAGCUUCCUGAUGCCGAUGGAGCCUUUGAGACGUCGACGCCAAGCGAACAGAAUCUUGAUCCCGCAGUCGUUGCCGAGGCGAUCGCAUAUGCCGGUACGCACAACCGGCUCUCGAUACAAAUCUUCCGUCGCAACUGCCUCGUGGCCACGGGUGCCCUGGACCCCUUGACCGAUCAGACACCGUUCCAAGUCUUCAGCGUGACGAAGUCCGUCGUGUCCAUCCUGACGGGCAUGGCCUACGAUCAAAAGAAGCUCGGGCUGGAUGAUGCCAUCGACAAGUAUCUGCCCACGGGCGAAGGGUGGGGAGAUGCCGCACACCGUGCCAUCACCAUCAAGCAGCUCCUCACCGAGACGGCGGGCAUGCGCGAGUCAAUCCUUGCCGAGGCGGCCACCGUUACAACAGAGACCAGCAUCCCGCAGGAAGCGCUGGCGGAGCCGCUCGAGCACGAGCCAGGCACGUUCUUUGAGUACUCGCAGCGCGUCCCCGACCUGCUGGCCUUUGUCGUGCAGCAGGCGGUAGGCCAAGAUCUGCAAGAAUUUGCCCAGGAGCAUCUCUUCAGCCCGAUCGGCAUCGAGCAGGACAAGUACUUUUGGCUUCGCGACCGUUCGGGCAACACGUAUGGCUAUGCGUGGCUGUUUAUCCCUCCGCAGCAGCUUGCCAAGCUUGGCCUGCUGAUGCAAAACGACGGCGUUUGGAAGCAGACGCGCUUGCUCUCGAGUGACUACGUGGCCCAGCUGUCGCAGCCGUCGGAGCACAACCCGUGCUACGGCUACUUGUUCUGGAACAACCGCGGCCAGACGUGCACAGGCGCCAAUAUCCCCGCAGCCCAGACCGUCAACCGAAGCGCGAUCCCAAGUGCGCCCCCGGACCUGUAUGCGAUGGUCGGUGCAUUGCAUCAGAACAACUUCAUCAUUCCGAGCCUUGACAUGACUGUCACGUGGACAGGUCUCUUUGGCGAUGAAGCACCGAACCUGAGCGGAAUCCUCUCGGCGCAGCCCGCCGAUCUCUACUACAACUUCUUUCGCAUCCUCAUGCGCGCCGUUCAGGACCAGCACAUUCCCGAUCCAGGGCCCUACCCUGUCCCGCCUCUGGACCUCGAUGUGAACCCGGCAAACUACCUGAGCAUCCCAGUCGUGCUCAACGAUCUCUUUCCCAACCCGGACUGCAACGUCGUCUUUUGCAACGGCACGAUCCCCACCAAGGGUCUGGUGGAAAACGUCCAGGCAAUCGUUGGGACCGUUCUAGGCUUGUGAGGGGUGGUGGCCACGACGACAUACUGAAGUAGAGCUUGAUUAGAAGACAAAAGUCUUUCGUAUGUUUGCUCGUGAUCGCG